AUUCAUAUUUGGGUCAAAUAAGUUUAUGUUUAUCCGCGGCACUUCAGAUUUUCUAAUGAAUCGUAUUCAUUUUUCUUCGUGCUACUUUGUCUCGUCAUUAUGUACGGUUUGUAGUUAUUUUCCUAUCGCUCAUUGAAGCUCUAACCGAAUGGGGUUUAUGAAACAUCUUGAGGGACCAGAACUAUGAUUUUCAGUUGGUAGUUAAUGUUAGUAAUUAGAUUUAAGGUUUUCAUGACGAACCGACAUGAGCUAUAAUGCCAAAACUCCAUUUACCCAAGUUGUUGAAUGAAGUUUGCGCCAAAAUCUGGGACCUGUUACCUUAUACCUGAUUGGUUCGUCCAUAACUCAAGCUCCCAACUUUGGGAAAUUUUUGGGUUUUUGUGCCAUUUCCACAAAGCUAACUAUAGCGGCUUCCCCGAAAUGGGUCAAAUUUUCUAUAAAAUUGUGAGCUUUAGAAAUUAUAGCCUCGCUGAAUCAUUCUUAUGUCAAGACAGAAAAUCUAACCAUUAAUUGUGGUUUUGCCAAACUAUAGAUGAUUAUCGGAAAUCUGUAACAGGAGAAUCGAUGACAGGUUUUUGUUCGUAAGUAUAACAUGUAUAUUAGACUAUGAUCGGGGGAACCCUUGUACUAUGAAAAAUAUAAGGGCUGAGUUUGCGUGUAUGUGUAUUUAAACUUAAAGCCAAAACGUUUUCGUGUGCACACACAGGAGAAUGAUGAUACCCUAUGUCUAAUAGCUUUGCGGCAAAUUAUUAUAAACUGAUCGCUUUCUUUUGAAUUUCAUCUCAAUAUUAUUCAAAGAUUCUAGACAUCAUUUCUACCGCCCUACCAUAAUAUUAGUGCAUAUUAGUGAUCAUGUAUAUUGAAAAAACAUUCUAGUGGGGAAAAGAGUUAUUUACAAAAGUCAGCACGCAAAUAGCAGCUUGAUUUGUCUGGUAUCUGCCCCGUACAGUGUUAGUCUGUCUGUCGUUUUGUAUUUAAAUAAAUCGAGAGCCGACUUAAAUCCAUUGUAGAUUUUUCUGUAAACUAAGUUUAAUUUACUACAUGGAUGUGGGAUCACGUGCAUGAAAAAGCAAUAGUCCAUUAGAUAUUUAAUGGAACUGAAUCUUCUCAAAAAUCCAGCCAACUAUAUUAUCCACGGUAUCCAGAGAGUUAAUAAAAAUCUAAAAUCGUUCACAUGCUUUAGCUUUAAACGAUGUGCCUUGCCCUUAACCUGGCCAUUUUUCGGAUUAUUAAUUUGACUAUAUACUUGUAGAACCUGAAGAGAAUUUAUCGAAAGAGAUAUUCCUCGUCCAAAUAUCAGUCUUCUGAAAUCGUUCAUUAAAGAACCUUUUGAAGAAGCAAACGUAAUUGCUUCAUAAUCUCUACAAAAGUAGAGCAUGAAAAGUUCGUCUUCACCAUGGCUUCCGUUCUAGUGAUCAUUUGUAAGGUGAAAUGCAAUUGAUAAGGUUGGAAUAAUGCUUUUCUGGAAUAAUUACCAUAUGAAAAAGUCUUCAAGCCUAAUAGUCUACAAACAUUUUAAAAUUGAAUGAUGGGUUACCAAGCAUAGCAAAAAGUCUUCUGAAAUCACAUCUACACCGUAAAAAGUAAGACGUAGUUCAGUCAUACAGUUAUGCACUAAAAUUUCUGCAUUCUGGGAAGUUGAUUCAAUUCAACGAUUAUUCGAGACAUAGUGCAAGCUUAUCUUCAUACAAACCUGACAUAUCAUACAUUGAAGAUGGUCCCUAGUCAUUGUUAAUUAGAAUGUAAAGGACUAAUAUGCUGAACUCCUGAAAUGAACUUUUAAUAAACUGAAACCUAGACAAAAACAGUGCGAAAGUUAUUAUUACGUAACUUCAUUAAAUAUGCAACUAUCUGGAGCAGUUUCUUGACUGUGUAACUGAAGAGCACCUUUGGUUGUCAAAGAUUUUACUCUGUCAUUUUAGUAAUCUUUGCCCUGGAUGUUAGGGGUUACUAACUUCAUGAUAUGUCUUCCUGUUUUGCUAUAUAUCCCUGCGAGUUUUCUCAUCGUGUCAUAUGGUUGUUUCAUACUUCAUUCUGUUCCAGCUUUUUCUACUGUCUUCUGCUUGUCGGCUCUAAUGCUCCCCUUUACUCGUUUGCUUGCUUCAGUGUAUUCAGUUUGUGCCUUGACUUUCCCUGUUCUUGUUCUUCCUCUGUUCAAUCUUGUCUAAAGUUUCGAUAGAAAUCCAUUCUUUAUGAUGAUGCUUCUUGCAUCCCAGAACUCCCUGACACAUUGAAGUUAGUGCCUCUUUGAUCCCCUUCCAGUUAUUCUCCAUAGUAGUUUCCUCUUCUCCCAGUAGAUCUUUUAAAACUUGAAACCUGUUGAGAGCUAUCUUGAAUUCGCUGAGUUCGUUAUUAUCUCGAAGGAAGGCUGUAUUGAACCUUUGUAAUGCUGUUUGUCUAGUUGUCCCGUGUUUCUUUAGCUUCAGUUUUAUCUUGGCAACCACCAGGUGGUGAUCUGUAUCUAUGUCAGCUCCUCUCCUAGUUCUUACUUCUUCCAUUGUCCUUCUGAAUGUUUUAUUGAUACAAAUAUGUUCUCUCUGGUUCUCCGUGGUGUAGUCUGGUGAGAUCCACGUAGCUUUAUGCAUGCGCUUGUGCGGGAGCAUUGUACUGCCUAUAACCAAUUUGUUGGCCUGGUUGUUAGAAGGGGCAUAAGUCUCAUGACUUUCGAAGAAUUUCGGCUUUCAUCAUGAGAAGUCAUAUUUCCUGCUUCAACUCUGAGAGCAGAGUUUAAAUAGUUUAAUAUGAUUAAUCUGGUCUUCACUUUUUUUAUCAAGAUUUUUUUAUACGCGACGGGGUUGCCAAUCUCAUGCCCCACCCUCCUCCUUUGUGUGGGCUUCGGACCGGCAGCAACUCUAGAAGAGCUACAGUUUGAGUUUCUCAUGAAAGUAGCUUUAGUCAAAUCUAACACUUUUCAUCGUUUGAGUUUAUGAAGUCAUAUUUAAAGUCCUGGCUUAAGUUCACUAGCUUGGAAUGUUGAACCGAUCAUGUAUUCUAGAUGAUGCGUAAAUUUAAUGAAUUUUUCAGCUAUAAUUAAGAAAACCGCCAACUAUUAACUUUAUCAAGAACUACAAAGAACGUUUAUUCAACCACUGUAUAGCAUCUUAGGCUUAUAUGAUUCCAAAUAGAUAACUAGUUGCAAACUCAUUAUCUCCUAAUAUGUAUCUCAAGGGAAAUAUUGUUAAGAUUUGUAGCCAGCCUAUGAAAAUUUAAAAAAACACGAAAGAUAAGAGAAAACAGUUACAGUAGCUCAAUAAAUAAUCAUAUAUUACUUUUUCCAGUUGUCUUUAGUGUUUAUUUUACUAAUUCUAUUCACAUUUCAUCCGAGUCUCAUUUGUUGACGAAAAAUGAUGAAGAAAAUGUACAGAUAACAUGAUUAAUUUACUUAUAAGCACAAUAAAAAGUUCACUUAGUGUUUUAUUGACAUCUUGUGAUUGAAUUAUUCUUAUUAGCAGUUCAUAGAGUACCAAGCACUUGGUCACUUUAAUAAAAAUUAUUUGUUCCAACUAUCUACAUGUCAUGCUGAUAAAAUUUUAUUAAAUGCAUUAGUGUAGGGGAUGAUUCAAUUGUGUUAGGUAGUACAGUUUAUCAACAAGAACUGGUUUACUAUUUUGCUAUCUCUUAGUGGUGUAAAAUUCAACAUAAGACAAAAGAGAUAAACGCAUACUGUGAAUUAUUUUUCAAUGAUUAUUGCCUGUUGAAAGAUAAUGUCUACAAAUGAAUUCUUUUAAAUUUUGAAGUUAUUUCCUAUUUUCUAUUUACAGAACCUUAAUGCUUUAUAAAAUUUAAUAAAUCUUAAUACACCUCCAUUGUUACUGAAGUCAAGUUCAAAGAAAUUGAAUCAGUUGGCUCAUACAUUUCCAUGAUGCGUGAGAGUAUCCGAAGAGGACCAGUUGUAUGUGAUAGUUCCUAUCCUUGUUCCACACAUGAAGUGUCAUGUAAGCAUUUUAAACCCUCAUCACCAUUUAAAUGUCAUAAGAAGUAUGGGACUGGAAGAAUGAAACUCUCAUCCAAAAUAUGUCAUAAAAAGGAUACUGGAAAACAUGAAACACUUAGUAAAAACUCUUCAGAAAUUUGUCAACCUGAUAAUAUUCCUAGUAGUAACAGUGAGAAUAGUUCAAUGAAUAUGAAUUCUGAUGAUAAUACGAAAGAGUGUGUACUGAAUCCUAUUAAUAUGGACGAUUGUAGUAUUCUUCAACAUGAACAAUGUAAUGACACACAAUCUAACCAAAGUAUCUUUUUCGAUUUAUUAUCUAAACUUGAAAGACAUUUAGAUGAAGAGAGAAAAGCCAAUGCCAAAUUACAAGUUGAAUUAAUGAAUAAAACUGAAUAUGAAAAACAAAUAUCUGAUCUACGAUCCAAUUAUGAAACUGAAGUAUUUCGUUUACAAAAUGUGAUAACACGUUUACAAGGCAAUUCACAUUAUAACGAUAAAAUAAGUUAUGAUGAUGAAAAACUAGCCAACGUAAAUACAGAAGUUAACGAAGUGAAUGUUAAAAGGAAUAAUGAUGCAGAAUCGAAUACUGACAAGUGUAUUAAACCUGUGCAAAAUUUCACUAGUAUGGAUGAACUGAAAAAAGAAUAUGCAAAGCAAGAAUUAUUAAUUGCAGGUUAUCAACGUGAAAAUGAAAAGUUAUAUGCAACUGUUAAAAAAUUACAUAAAGAUAAGCAAACUGAAACCGAAGAUUCACAGACAGCAAAACGUCUUACUACUGAAAAUCUUUCUUUAAGAGUUGAAGUUGAACAAUUAAAUAAAGAAUUAGAAUUGCGUAGUCAACAAAUAUGUACCAUGUUAUCUGGGAAUUCAAGAUUGAAUCAAGAAAAUCGAAUAAAUGAAUUACAAGAACUGAAUAAACAAUUGGAUAAUGAAAGAAAUAAGUUAACAAAAGAAUUAAAUGAUACACGUUUAGAGUUGACAAACAUGAAUUUAAAAAUGAAUAAUCAUAUACGUGAGAAAAAUGAUUUAUUAGAAAGAUAUGAAAAUUUUAAAGAAAAAUCUCAAACAGAUUGUACAAAUAUGAAAGAAACAUAUUUAUGUCAAAUAGAAGAUCUUCAAAAGAAAUUACGUUGGUAUAUUGAAAAUCAAUCAAUAAUCAUUAAAGAUUCAAAGAAAUUACAAAAUCAAUAUGAAGAUCGUAUACAAUCAUUAGAAUCAUAUAUCAACUCAUAUUGUAUUCAUAAUCAAACUUAUUCACCUUUAUUAUUAUCUAAUGAUGAAAAUUCUAUUUUAACAUCAAAUAAUUCAAAAAACCCAGAAAUUUUACAAAAAUCAUUAAAACAAUUAAAAAAUUCUAAUCAAUCAAUAAUUCUUUCAAAUUUAUUAGAUGAUUUACGCGGUCAAAUAACCAAUUUAAAAAUACAAUUAAAACAACGACAAAAAACAAUUGAACAAAUGAAACAUUUUACACAAUUGAAUAGUAACCAUUUAAAUAACAAUAAUCAAUUCAAGCCUUCAAUACAUAAAAAUAAACGAUGUCAUUAUCCGCAUUUAUAUGAAAUUCAAUCUAGACAAAUAAAUAAGAUUAAUGAUAAGAUAAAUAUGAGAAGAAAUAAAAUAAUCAGUUCAAAUGAGCAAAACAAUGAAGAAGUUUCCAUCAACGAUAAAGAAUCAAUUAGUUUGAAAGAACAUAAUGCACUCAAAAACUUGUUACAGAGUCGUAUAACUAAACUUGAAAUUGAGCUGGAAAAAUCACAGGAAUCAGUGAAAUCUAGAGUAACUUGUGAUGCGUCCACCAACACUGAUUUCAUUGAAAGAACUGAUGAUUCAUAUAUCAAAAUUCUGGAGAGGCAAUUUAAAAAUCAAAUUGAUACCAUUGUGUCCAAACAAACAGAAUUAAAUCGACUGAAAAGAUUAAUGACUAAUCGAAAUAAACAUCAUCAUCCUCAUCUUCACCAUCAUUUGCACAACGGGGAUAAAAGUGAAUAUGAUUUGAAUUCAAGUCAAUAUACAAAUGAAAACAUUCCCUCUUCAUUAUUGCAAAUCGAAGAUGGUUCUAAUAUUGAAGAAUACAUGAAUGAAAUGUAUACUAAUCCAAAUUAUUGUACAAAUCUUGAAGCAGAUUAUUGGCGUAAUAUUGCAUUGAAAAUGAAUAAUGAAUUAAAUCAUUUACAAAAUGAUGCAAAUAUACUUGUAAAUAUCUUAACAGAAUUACAACAAUGA
Messenger RNA from Schistosoma bovis, 6157 nucleotides. Lineage: Eukaryota; Metazoa; Platyhelminthes; Trematoda; Strigeidida; Schistosomatidae. The record is from the annotation of a GenBank genome assembly.